UAGUGAACGGUGUCGCUUCGGAUUGCGGCUGAGAGGCUGUCCCUUAGGAUUCAGUCUCCUCGGGAGGAAAAGAAACACCUCUUGAGACCGGCUGCCUUCCUGGCAUGUGGGAAAGCAAUAGGGCCGAGGAGAGUGGAAGGCAGAAGGAAAAGAGGAAGAGCGAACGCGAGAUAGAUUGACUCAAUAAAGGAACCCACGGCCUCGAGUUGCCACGACCUGGCCGUUACACAGAAGUAAUAAUAAAACAUGGGAAACCCAGAGCUUGUAACAGAUGCUUAUGUGGCUGUUAUUCGUCCAAAGAAUACUACAAGUCUGAAUUCUCGUGAAUAUCGUGCUAAAUCAUAUGAGAUUUUAUUGCUUGAAGUUCCCAUCGAAGGGCAUAAGAAAAAGAGAAGGAAAAUGUUACUGGAAACUAAGCUUCAGGGAAGCAGUGAUGUAACUCAGAGCAUCUUGGAUUAUAUAGUAGAAAUCACGAAACCAAUUUCACCAGGAAACCAAGGUAUUAAAGGAAAAAGAGUACUGGUAAUGAAGACGUUUCCUCUUGAUGGUGAGAAGACAGGAAAAGAUGCAUCUCUUUUCGUUGUGCCAACAGUUGUCAAGGAUAAUACAAAAUACACAUACAGUCCUGGGUGCCCAGUUUUCUACUGUUUACAAGACAUCAUGAGGGUCUGCAGUGAAUCUAGCUCUCAGUUUGCUACAGUUACAGCUAGAAUGCUAAUUUACCUGGAUAAAUGGUUAGAAGAAAGACAUUUGCAGUCUCAUUCGAUACCAGCUUUAUUCAGGCCAUCUCCUUUAGAGCGGAUUAAAACAAAUGUCACAAACCCUGCAUACGCUGUUGAACCUGGACAGACAGAGAGCUCACUGCACAUGGGAUACACUGCAUUAGAAAUCAAGAGUAAAAUGUUGGCACUUGAAAAGGCAGACAUGUGCAUCUAUAAUCCUUUAUUUGGUUCUGAUCUUCAGUAUACCAAUAGGGUGGACAAAGUAGUUAUAAAUCCCUAUUUUGGGCUUGGAGCGCCAGAUUAUUCAAAAAUACAGAUUCCAAAACGUGAAAAGUGGCAGCGCAGCAUGAGCAGUGUCAUGGAAGACAAGGAACGACAGUGGGUUGAUGACUUUCCUCUUCACCGUAGUGCUUGUGAAGGAGACUGUGAACUAUUGAAUCAACUUUUGGAUGAAAAUUUCUCAGUUAACCAACAAGACAGUGACCAUUGGGCACCUAUUCAUUACGCAUGCUGGUAUGGAAAAGUUGAAGCUACCCGAAUGCUGUUAGAGAAAGGGAAAUGCAAUCCAAAUUUACUGAAUGGACAGCUUAGCUCUCCUCUUCAUUUUGCUGCUGGGGGAGGUCAUGCUGAUAUUGUCCAGAUCCUCCUAAACCAUCCAGAAAUUGACAGACAUAUAACUGAUCAACAAGGAAGAACUCCCUUGAAUGUCUGUGAGGAGAACAAGCAAAAUGAAUGGGAAAAGACAGCCAGCUUGCUGAAAGAGGCCCUAAACAAACCAUAUGAAAAGGUGAAAAUUUAUCGAAUGGAUGGGUCGUAUCGAUCUGUGGAGCUGAAGCAUGGAAACAACACAACUGUACAACAGAUAAUGGAAGGAAUGCGUCUUUCUCAAGAAACACAGCAGUAUUUUACCAUUUGGAUUUGUUCUGAAAACCUUGGUCUCCAACUAAAGCCAUAUCACAAGCCCUUGCAGCAUGUUCAUGACUGGCCUGAAAUACUCGCUGAAUUAACAAAUCUGGAUCCUCAAAGGGAAACUCCGCAGCUUUUUCUGAGGAGAGAUGUAAGACUUCCUCUGGAGGUUGAAAAAAAGAUUGAGGAUCCCUUGGCUAUUCUUAUCCUAUUUGAUGAGGCCAGAUACAAUUUGCUGAAAGGCUUUUAUACAUCACCUGAUGCCAAAUUGAUAACACUUGCAAGUCUGCUGCUGCAAAUAGUCUAUGGGAAUUAUGAAAGUAAAAAACACAAGCAGGGCUUUCUAAAUGAAGAAAACUUGAAAUCUAUUGUGCCAAUCACCAAAUUGAAAAGCAAGGCACCCCACUGGACAAACCGAAUACUUCAUGAAUAUAAAAGUCUCAGUACUAGUGAGGGUGUGAGUAAAGAAAUGCAUCACCUGCAACGCAUGUUUUUGCAAAACUGCUGGGAGCUUCCUACCUAUGGAGCUGCUUUUUUCACGGGGCAGGUAUUCACAAAGGCAAGCUCAAGUAAUCAUAAAGUUAUCAGAGUGUAUGUAGGCAUAAAUGUCAAAGGGCUGCAUCUACUCAAUAUGGAAACAAAGGCUUUGCUCAUCAGUUUAAAAUAUGGUUGUUUUAUGUGGCAGUUGGGAGAAGGAGAUACCUGUUUUCAAAUACAUAGUCUGGAAAACAAAAUGAACUUUAUUGUCCAUACCAAACAGGCUGGGCUCGUCAUUAAACUGAUGAUGAAAUUAAGUAGUCAGCUGAUGCCUAAUGAAAGAAGUUAAUGAAAUAAAUGGAGAAUAAUUCUGCAUUUCAUUAUGUUAAGCAAAACAAAAUUGAAUAAAAGCUUUGUGUAUAUAUGAGAUGUAUAGGAUAAAAUAUAUCACCCAAAGGUUUUGUAAAAGUAGUCUUUGUAAAAGUAGUCUUAAAUAAUUCAUAUUUUUUAAAAGUUUUAUUUGCAAAGCCAUCAGAAUAAUAUUUCAUGUAGAAAGAGUGUAUAUAUACUUAACUGCAGAAUUAUUACACAAAUAAAGCCAAAAUUGCACUGUAGGUAAUAAUACUUCUCGAGUACAGUGGAGCUUGAAUCCAUAUAAUAUCCAUAAGAUUCUGCAAUAUAUUUAUUUUUGUUUUGUACAGAUUACAAAGGUUUUACUCCUAGGCUUCUGAACAAAAGAAUAGUAUUGUAGGUACAGGCAGAUUAUGGUGCAAAUAGUAGUAUUGCACCAAGCAUUUGGGGACAUAUGAUUACAGGUUAUAGACUGUCCCAGUGGUAGGCCAUAACAUUCUUCUGUUACAGCGUUUGAGAAUAUAUAGUAGUUCAAUAUAAACAAAUAUAAUUAAACCUGUAAAGCAGUAGUUUUAGAAGAGGUAGCCACCUUGUUAAUCUGUUCAAGCAUAUCAGGCAAAAUCAACAGAAAAAAAAUAAAUCAAAAAUAUUUUAAACCUAAUGAGUUGCCAGGCAACAAAUAGAAUCUGGUUCAACUAGGUAGUUACAUAUUAAAUUCUGCAACUGGAAUUCAGUAGCAGGAACAAACCAGGGAUUUUCUGAAGUAUCCCACUACAGUCUCCUUACCCCUACUACAAAAUAAUACCUAAAGAUCACGGGCAGCAUUCAGAACACAAACAGCUCUAGCUGGAAAGGGAAUAUCAACAGGUCUCCUAGCCCUCUUCCUUUCUUUUUGACCCUUUUGUUUAAAUUUAGAGAGAAAAGUGUGCAACUUGUUAUAUAUUCUGAAUACUUCAUAGAAUAAGUCAUCAGGAGUUACUUUGAACAGGAUCUGAGCUGACGUGUACUGUAUCUGCAUAUUGCCUUUUUAUAAGUAUGAAAUUACUGUUUUCUAAUUUAUUGUUAUGUUUAUAUGAAAUGCAAUAUUUUAUAAAAUGUUCUUUGUAUAAAGGCUUGUGAAAACUCGCUUUAAAAAUUAAAUAGUGGUCAGUUGACAAAGGAGUGUACCCAGUGUGGUAUAAUGAACUAGGUCUCAGGAGUCCUCAGCUUGAAUCU
This is a messenger RNA of Pogona vitticeps (central bearded dragon), 3671 nucleotides long. It is a transcript of the gene KRIT1, whose product is annotated as KRIT1 ankyrin repeat containing. Gene Ontology annotation, molecular function: protein binding. The record is from RefSeq and is a predicted model, not a curated record. Gene Ontology annotation, biological process: negative regulation of angiogenesis; regulation of establishment of cell polarity; cell redox homeostasis. Gene Ontology annotation, cellular component: cytoskeleton; plasma membrane. NCBI's taxonomy places the organism in Eukaryota, Metazoa, Chordata, Lepidosauria, Squamata, Agamidae.